AUGAGCGCCGCCGAAGAAACCAAGCCCGUCGAGGCCGUUGCCGUCGAGGCUCCUGUCCAGGCUGAGGAGCCUGCGAAGGUCGAGGAGACCACCCAGACGGAGGAGACUGAGACCAAGCCUGAAGAGUCUGAAAACAAGAGCACCGUCCUCAAGACGACUGCUCAAAUCGACCCCAAGAACCACGCCAACAACAUGAAGUUCGAUGCCUCCGUCCUCCAGGAAACGGACGACCCUGUGGAGAUCCGCAAGCAGGUCGAGUUUUACCUGUCCGACAGCAACCUCCCCCACGACAAGUAUCUGUGGGAGCUUACUGGUGGCUUCGAGAACAAGUCCAUUCCUCUCAAGACCAUCACGUCCUUCAAGCGCAUGCGUCGCUUCCAGCCCUACUCCGCUGUUGUCGCUGCACUGAAGGAGAGCACCACCCUCGAGAUCACCGGCGAGGAGGGAGAGGAGCAGAUCAAGCGCAAGCAGCCGUACACCCCCGGCAGUGACAAGUACAACGCCCGCUGCGUGUACGUCAAGGGUUUCGGCGACGAGGAGCCCUCUACUCAGUUCGACCUCGAGGCCUUCUUCACCCAGUUCGGACCCAUCAAUGCUGUUCGUCUCCGUCGCACCGCCGAGAAGCUCUUCAAGGGCUCCGUCUUCGUCGAAUUCCCUGACGAGGAGGCUGCUCAGAAGUUCCUCGCUCUGGACCCCAAGCCUAAGUGGAAGGAUCACGAGCUGAAGAUCAUGCCCAAGGUUGACUACGUCAAGGAGAAGAGCGCUCUUAUCCACGCCGGCAAGCUCGAGCCCAACACCUCCCGCCGAUUCUUCGAGGGUAAGGAUGGCGGUGACCGCGGCCGUGGCCGUGGAAGAGGUGGCCGUGGCGGCAACUUCAACAACAAGGACAACUGGAAGCAGCGUCGCGACAACGACCAGAAGAACGGCUUCAAGGACCGUCGGGGUGGUGGCCGUGGCAGAGGCCGUGGUGGUGACCGUCGCGGAGGACGUGACAACCAGGAGAACCGCAAGGACCCUAACGAGCGCGGCAAUGACCGCAACGCGUACGUAUUAAUUUCCUUUUCUUGCGGCAGACCUACCAUUCAGGCUACAAACGACAAGGGUGAGCCUGUUGCUGAGGAUAAGAACGACAAUGGCAAGCGCGCUCGCGAGGAUGACGGUGCUGCUGAGCCCGAGGCCAAGAAGGUUGACACCAAGGCCGAUGUCGCCGCAUAG
This is a messenger RNA of Colletotrichum truncatum, 1215 nucleotides long. Its product is annotated as La domain-containing protein. Lineage: Eukaryota; Fungi; Ascomycota; Sordariomycetes; Glomerellales; Glomerellaceae. Gene Ontology annotation, biological process: RNA processing. Gene Ontology annotation, molecular function: RNA binding. Gene Ontology annotation, cellular component: nucleus; ribonucleoprotein complex. The record is from RefSeq and is a predicted model, not a curated record.